CACACACACACAUCUAAUGUUGCCGUGUGUUUUUUUUUGCAUCACACGUACCAACAUCUCACCCAAUCGUUGGCGUGCGGAUUGGUAUUGGUGUGCUGGCAGUCGUUCCCCGCAGUUACCCCGCAGUGUGUGUUGGUGUGCUGAUGUUGCGCACAACUGCAUCUCUCUUGCUCUGGGCCGAAGAGGAGGCCGCUUCACUGCCCGCUUAACAUAUCAUUCCGCAUUUCAACACCUUCGGUUGUUGAUUUGAUAAAGCAGACCAAACAGUAUCAUACAAACAAGCGCCCGCGUUCGCUCGGUUCGCCGGUUGCGUUUUGACGUUCGACUGGAAACUUGCGCGAAAAAACCGGGCUCCGGUAUUGUUCUCCCUGGGACGGGGGUUUUUCGUUAUCGUCGCCGCAGAUCGAGUGGAACGUGCUUGGGCGGUGCAUAUAUGGUGCAUAAGUUGCAUGUGAAUGUGGUGGGUUUAAAAACAAAGAUUAUUCUGGCGUUGAGCUGAUGAGGCUAAUGUUCUUGUGACAGUGAAGAAUGCACAAUACAGUUAGUGAAGACGACAGUUUGCCGCUCGCUAGAAUGUACUUGAGAGUGUCACAAAAGAACCAAAAGUGAUCGUGAACGUAAAGAGGCUGAAGAUAUUUGCAUAGCAAUUGAAUGAUAAGGCACAGUGAGUGAGUGAUUGCGUAGUGUGAACAACAACAAAAAACAAGCAAACAAAAUACCGGAUUAAAAUGCCACGACCAUCCCGUGACACGUACGGCGACCAGAAGCCCCCGUACUCGUACAUCUCCCUAACCGCAAUGGCCAUCUGGUCCUCGCCCGACAAAAUGCUACCGUUGAGUGAUAUCUACAAGUUCAUUACCGAUCGGUUUCCGUACUAUCGCAAAAACACCCAGCGCUGGCAGAACUCGCUCCGGCACAACCUGAGCUUCAACGAUUGCUUCAUCAAGGUGCCACGGCGGCCGGACCGGCCCGGCAAGGGUGCGUACUGGGCCCUCCAUCCCCAGGCGUUCGAUAUGUUCGAAAAUGGCAGCCUGCUGCGGCGGCGGAAGCGCUUCAAGCUGCACAAAACCGACAAGGACAUCCUGAACGAGGAGCUGGCGGCGCUGGCCAACAUUAAUCGGAUAUUUCUCGCCCAAAACUCGGCCGAAGCGUACUGCCCAACGGCGGCGACCACGAUGCUGCCCGAUCCGGCCAUCCUGCACCCUGCCAGCAUGCUCCACUCGCCAACGCUCGAGCCGCACUCGCCCCUGCCGGCCGUUGUCGCCGGCCCACUGUCGCCCAUUUCCAGCAGCGGCGGCGAGACGACGCUGGUGGCCGGCACCACCCGUACCCCGCUGCGACCGAAACGAUCGUUCACGAUCGAAAGCCUCAUCACGCCGGAAGAGGAGCACUCGGUCGAGCGCUGGAAGGGUGGCGGCCGCAACGAGCGGGAAACGAGCGAAUCUCCCAGUGCCAGCCCAGCCCGACCGGCCGCCGUGCGGGACAAGCGUUCGAAACGGGGCGGUGCGGACGACAAGCUUAAUCUGCUGGAAUCGCCCGACCACCACCGGUUACCCUCGCUGCUGUCGCUCGCCGGCCACCCGGUACAUCAUCAUGCUGCCGCCCUGCACCACCACCACCAUCACCAUCAUCAGCAGCAGCAGCACCUGCAUCCGCAUACCGGGACGCUACCACCGGCCACCAGUCUGCCGGGCGCGAACAUACCGCACUUUCUGCAGUACGCCCACCCAGCCCUGGCCGGGUACGAUCUGCCCAUCCAUCCGCUGCUGAUGAUGGGCCCGCUCGGUGCAAUACCGCCCCACUACUUCCACCACAGCUCGUACCACAGCUUGGCCGCGGCCCACCAUCAGCAACAGCAGCAGCAGCAGCAUCAGCACCUUCAUCAUUUGCAUCAUGGCAGCAGCGGGAGGACGGUGGAGACGGGUUCCGGUGGUCGAUCACCAUCCGGUUCCAUCACCGAACCGGACAGUCCCCGGUCGGGGGGAGCAGCACCGACCGAUCUCAGCCGUCCGUUAGGGCCGGCACUGCGAAGUGUUUGAAGUUUGCCGAUCGAAACUUGAGAGCGAAAUGGAAGGAGUUAGCGAGAAAGAGAGAGAGAUAGAGAGAAUGAGAGAGACAGAGAGACAGUUGGUUCCUCAAUCCCGUUCCUGUUAGUGCUCUAGUGGCGCCACCGAAGGCUGUUUGUUGAGUUUGUAUUAUUUUAUUUUUUAUUUCUUGUGUAAUUAGAACAAUAUUUAAUGUGCACUCUUUAAGUUUUGUCUCAUUUCGAACCGAUACGCGCCCGUUAGUGCACGUACCUAUUGACGCUAAUUGACUGAUUGUGUGACACGAGACAAACCCACUCCCGUACAGGAAGAGUGUCCGAAUGUAGGGACUGAAAGAAGGACUUUCGCCAAAAAAAACAAUGAUCAUUUGCCCUUCCUUUUUGUAUCACAAAUAAACACUCUUUCUCUUACUCACACACCCACAAAAACAAUCACAUCAUUACCACGUGGACUUGACCUCGCGGCUUGUAUUGAAACCACCCAAUCUGUCCCAAACUGGGGUUUAAAUGCCAAUGUUUCAUACAGCUAGAAUAAUUCCACCUGUUAGUUAGCGGUACCGACAUAAUCCUGUUCGAUGGUGUAGUAAGCGAGGCAGAAGAUAAGCAUUGUUGGUUGGAUGCGUUAAGGUUCGAAUUGAAACAGAAAAAAAGGAUACAAAGAUUUAUAGGUGUAAGGUUUAGCGAAAUUCAAGCUCUGUGUACGUGAUUACUUAUUUAAGAACCUGUUUUUACUUGCUAGAACUGAAAUAAACAAAAAUGUGUAUAUCAACCGGAAGGUGAAGUUCGUAUGCCAUUUUAUUACAACAAAUGUAUACCACAUUCUAUUCAGCUUUAAGUACAAAGUAUUUAAAGCUCUAAUUUAUGCAGGCAGAUGGUUUCAAAUGAUUUUCUGUUUUUUUUUCUUUCAGAACUAAUAUCCAAAAGGUGAAAAAAUACACUGACUAACACGAACAAUACCGAAUGUAAUCACAUUAGAAAAUUGCAGAAAAACAUCGCACAAUCAUGCGCAAAAAACAUCAUUUCCAAUGCAAAUUAACAUGAAUGGCACUACUAAUACACCUUUCUCCUAUUACUUUUUUCCAUGUAUUGAGAACAAUUCUAGCAUGGAAUAUUGGUCUCAAUAAACGCCACAAUGAAAAAUCACCCAAAAAAGCACUUCAAACAAUUCCAUUAGGUUUCAUCAAGGGCUUUGUAAGUAAUUGGCGUGAGUAUUUAUCAUUUUGUUAAAGCGUUUAUUACUUACCUUACAUAAAAAACAAGAACAAUAGAAAUGGAAACUUGUUUUUCAUUAUUUCUUUUCAUAUUAGAAAUCAACAACUCCAGUCGCUAAUAAAAAAAAUAAUACUUGCACUCAUCAAGAUCAGAAUUAUCAACCUAGGUAGUUAAAAUGUCAAUAAAUUCAUAGAGAGCUAUAGAAAGGCUUUUGAUGUACAAUAAGAAAUCAAAACAGCUGCACGCACACACAUACACACAGCUCAAUAGUUGACAGGCAAUGGAAGCUUAAUUAGUGAGCUCAGGCUGUGCAUAAUGUAGAUUUAUGAACAAUUGUAAGUUGAAACAAUCAAACAAAUCUUCGAACCAACCUUCUCUUUUAUUUCUCACAAAUUUUCCCAAUCUUUGCUUUAAAUAAAAUCCAUUCAUUGAAAUCAAAUUGAACAGCUUCACUCCUAGUUACGAACAAGGUAAAACAAACGCUUUGUUUUCGAAAAAAAAACACUUCAGGAAGAAGAAACAAUCUCCAUUCCUUAAUGUAAACCUUAACAAGCUCUUGCCGGCAAACCAUCGAAACAACAGCCAUUCUUCUCACAAAUGUUAUGUUUCUGCUUUGGUUUCGGUGUGUGUGUGUGUGUGCCGAUUUACCUUUGUUGCUCAAUUGACAGCCCAAAAAGUGUAGCCCCUUCGUUGUGUGCCAUUGUGUUUUGUGUGUGUGUGUGCGGGGUUUGUGCCGAGCAAAAGGGUGAUGUUGUUUUCGGAAGUGGUUACGCCCCUCGACGGUACGGGAUUAGAGUUUGUAUUAUUGGAGUUGCAGACCAAAAGAAACAAAAACAACAACAGCACAGCCGUGCUCCGUUCUUAAUCGUUUGCGGUAUUUCUUGAGUCUUUUCUUGAGUCUUUUAUUGAGAAAAAGAACCGCAAAAAGUUUGCUUUCUUUAGGAGGUUUUGUCCCUUACCGGUAUUGUGUGUGUGUGUCCUUUCCGGUCAAGUGAGCAACAGAGAAAACAAAAUGUCAAACAAGACGUUGAUCCCAUUUU
Molecule: messenger RNA, 4296 nt
Organism: Anopheles gambiae (African malaria mosquito)
Lineage: Eukaryota; Metazoa; Arthropoda; Insecta; Diptera; Culicidae
Product: fork head domain-containing protein FD4
Exons: 1
Coding region: 729-2039 (436 amino acids)
Biological process (GO): cell differentiation; regulation of transcription by RNA polymerase II; anatomical structure morphogenesis
Molecular function (GO): RNA polymerase II cis-regulatory region sequence-specific DNA binding; DNA-binding transcription factor activity, RNA polymerase II-specific
Source: RefSeq, a predicted model, not a curated record